Molecule: messenger RNA, 624 nt
Organism: Cylicocyclus nassatus
Lineage: Eukaryota; Metazoa; Nematoda; Chromadorea; Rhabditida; Strongylidae
Source: the annotation of a GenBank genome assembly
AUGCUUUUAGCGGCUGUGAUUUCAUUGUACAUAUCAAGGAUGGACGCUGAGGAAAUCUCUCGCCUCGAAGAAUUUUAUAAAGUACCCGCAAACUUUUACUUACCCUGUAUGGAUACCGCCAAUAAAAUAAGAGGAGGAGCUUGGAAGAAGGACGUACCGAUAGCUUUCAAGAACUUCUGGCAGGAUGCAGUGAAGAAAUCUUUUGUGCCCUAUUUCGAAAAAGUAAAGGAUCGGAAGCAUAAAGAACUCAAAGACCUUGCUUUGAAGAUAAAAAGUCCUCAUGUGAUCGUUAAAGAGAGCAGUCACAACGCAGUGGAGUAUAACUGCGGCGUCGAGAGUGGCAAAACGGGUGCUUCCUCACACUUUGGGUUCAAGAUCAGCAAGGAAUGGCUUAGUCGGAUUGAUAUUAUAAGGACCGUUGAAUCGGAACUGAAAGCGAUGUUUUUGAGCAAUAAUACCGGAUGGAAAAUUCUAGCGUUGGACGAGCUUGUUAAGGUAUCGGAACGUACAACACUUUGGCUCGGGGUGGGAUGCGCACUGGAAGACGUUGAUAAGAAUCCGGCAGGAAACUAUUCUGUCCAUUGUCGCUUCCAAGCUCGUACAGCUAAUCCUAAUCGACGAUAA